GCCCGCCCCAGCCUUUUCUUUUCGAAUGAGGAAAUGCAUAGGAUUUUCGCGAGUAGAUUUUGCAAGUAAAUGUCUGACCGUUUUAGUUAAUAAAACUACAGCGAUUCGAUUCCAUAAAGACGGGCGGUCUCAUAAAUUCAUUUUAAAUGGUGGAUUACUCUUUUCCAAGUUCCACAUGGAAUAAGUGACAUCUGGAGGAUGCGAGAAUGGACAGAGUACAGCAGAGAGGAAAAUGGAAGAAAAAAACUAGCUUUUAUAUUCUCUGUUUUGUGUUCUGUCUGCCAAUGUGUACUGCUAUGGCUAUACUGGAAACUCCACAAGACAGUCACCAUAACCAAUCAGAGCCUUGCAAAGAAGACGAGUUUAAGAGUCAGAUCACUGGAUACUGCUGUAACAAGUGUCAUCCAGGGUUUAAGCUGGAGGCUGAAUGUCGUGGACAAGGCAUGAGCAGUACCUGCAGUAAAUGCCCACCGGAGACUUACCAGAAGCAGAGCAACUAUGCUAGGACAUGCUCCCGCUGUAGAAAGUGCAAAACCGACAGCUUUGAGGUGGAGUUGUCCACGUGCCAAAAUGUCAAAGACAGAGAGUGCGGCUGUAAACACAAGUACUACAUGGAGACAAUCGGCAUCAACACCCAACAGUGCCGAGCAUGCAAAACUUGCGGAAGUGGAGAGAGAUUAAAAAGACAUUGCACACCGACCAGCAAUGCAGAAUGUGAAUGCGAGCCUCACCACUAUCGCUCAGAUGGUGUCUGUGUGAAAUGUGAGAGGUCUACUGACCAUGAAGACUGCCAAGAACUGCAUCAGCCCACCACACCAGCAGUCGAUCCCUCGGGCAGACCUGCCCCAGAUUCCCUUACCCCCUGGUUCCUGGCUGUGGGUGUGGCUUGUCUUAUUGCUGCCUUUGCCGUAAUAACUGGGUUUAUGAUAUGUGGCAACCGCACGAAGCAUGAGAAACCCCCAGAAUCUGCUACGGUCGAGACCGUUUGUUCAGAGACUUUGCUUCCCAGUGCUCCUGCCCAGAAAGAUUUGUGCAGGCAGGAAAGUCAUUCCAUUCCAGCUCUGUACCAGAUCUACAGCACUGAUUCGAGGAAUCUACAGGCUCAACUGCCGGAUUGUGUCCCCAAGGAGAUCAAAACUUCUCACUUCAUCUACUUUGCGCUGGACCACAUCCCCGCGGCCCGUUUCAAGGAGCUGGUCAGGCGGUUGGGUGUGUUGGAGAGGGAAAUUGAGAGGGCGGAGAGGGACAACCACACCUUUCAGGAGAGCCAGUACCAGAUGCUGAAGGUGUGGGCGGAGAAGGGCGGCGGUGAAGGGAGAGGGAUUCUCUCCUCCUGCAUGUUACAGGAGCUAGUGGAAACACUGAGAACGAUGGGACUAGCAGGAUGUGCAGAGGUUAUAGAGAUGAAAUUCCCCAUCCAGUAGAGACAGAUGCACACAGAGACACACGCAUAGAGACUCACACACGCAUAAACACACAGCGAUUCAUGC
Messenger RNA from Megalops cyprinoides (Indo-Pacific tarpon), 1490 nucleotides. RefSeq names its product tumor necrosis factor receptor superfamily, member 1a (gene tnfrsf1a). NCBI's taxonomy places the organism in Eukaryota, Metazoa, Chordata, Actinopteri, Elopiformes, Megalopidae. The transcript is spliced from 10 exons. The coding region runs from base 207 to 1424 and encodes 405 amino acids. Gene Ontology annotation, cellular component: mitochondrion; membrane raft; signaling receptor complex. Gene Ontology annotation, molecular function: tumor necrosis factor binding; tumor necrosis factor receptor activity. Gene Ontology annotation, biological process: inflammatory response; signal transduction. The record is from RefSeq and is a predicted model, not a curated record.